AUGGAUUCCAUCCCGAGGACGCACAAAGAUAUUGAAGCACAGAUAAGAGAGAUACAGUCGAAGAAGAAGGAGCUUUUGAAUACGGUGCCCGAGAAAGAACAGGUUGCUUUGGGAAAAACUGGUUUUUAUGAUCAAGACAUAUAUGAUAGCAGCAACAAUAAAUUUGAUGGUUAUGUUACAUCGAUUGCAACCAAUGAUGAAAUCGAGGAUUAUGAUCCGUUUGCGGACAAACGAUUACCCACCAUAGCUGACAGAGAAGAGAAGGAUUAUGAUCCAUUUGCAGACAGACGACGACCUACUAUUGCUGACAGGGAGGAUGAAUACAGGCAGAAAAGACGUAGAAUGAUUAUUUCUCCUGAACGUGUCGAUCUUUUUGCAGAAGGUGGUAAGACACCUGAUAUUGGUUCCAGAACAUAUACUGAAAUUAUGCGGGAGCAAAUGCUCAAAGGUGAAGAGACAGAGCUGAGAAAAAGAUUAGCAGAAAAGGCAAAAGAUGGUACUUUGAAAGCCAAUGGUGAACCUAAACCAGCUCCUAAGAAGAGAGGUCGCUGGGACCAAACCGAUGACACUCCAGUGCAGAAAAAAUUAUCUGGUGCUUCAGCAACACCUACAUCUUGGGAUAAUGCAGAUGUAACACCAGCUGCAAUUAGAUGGGACGAAACUCCAGGUCAUGGUAAAGGAGCAGAAACUCCCGGAGCAACUCCAGGAGUAAGUACGAGAAUGUGGGAUGCCACGCCAGCACACGCGACACCAGGAGCUGCAACUCCGGGCAGAGAGACGCCUUCUCACGAGAAAACUGUAACAAGCCGAAGAAAUCGUUGGGAUGAAACUCCGAAAACUGAAAGAGAAACACCCGGACACAGCAGCGGUUGGGCGGAAACUCCGAGGACCGAUCGAGUCGCUGGGGAUUUGAUACAGGAAACUCCGACACCCUCGGCAAGCAAAAGACGAAGUCGAUGGGACGAAACGCCAUCAAAUCAAACACCAGGAUCGAUGACGCCGCAAACCCCGGCGACGCCUCUUGCGACACCCCAUCAGACAACGAUAUUGACCCCAAGCGCCGUCACGCCGACAGGACCCAAGGCAAUGGGUCUAGCUACUCCGACUCCAGGACAUUUGAUGUCCAUGACACCUGAACAGCUGCAGGCUUAUCGUUGGGAACGCGAGAUAGACGAGCGAAACAGACCCCUAUCGGACGACGAAUUAGAUGCAUUGUUUCCUCCUGGAUACAAGAUCUUACAACCUCCCGCAGGAUAUAUUCCUAUUCGCACACCUGCUAGAAAGCUCACUGCGACGCCUACGCCUAUCGCCGGUACACCUCAAGGUUUCUUCAUUCAAACAGAAGACAAGAGUGCGAAGUACGUGGAUAAUCAACCAAAGGGCAAUUUGCCAUUUAUGAAGCCAGAAGACGCGCAAUAUUUCGACAAAUUAUUGGUUGACGUAGACGAAGAAACAUUGAGUCCGGAAGAGCAAAAGGAAAGAAAGAUCAUGAAAUUGCUCCUAAAAAUAAAAAAUGGAACUCCUCCGAUGCGUAAAGCCGCUUUAAGACAAAUCACUGACAAGGCGAGAGAAUUUGGAGCUGGACCGUUGUUUAAUCAAAUUCUACCGCUUUUAAUGUCACCUACGCUUGAGGAUCAAGAACGUCAUUUAUUGGUUAAAGUCAUUGAUCGUAUUUUAUAUAAAUUGGACGAUUUGGUGCGACCAUAUGUACACAAGAUUCUAGUCGUCAUUGAGCCUCUAUUGAUUGAUGAAGAUUACUAUGCUCGAGUCGAAGGUAGAGAAAUUAUUUCUAAUUUGGCUAAAGCUGCAGGAUUGGCUACGAUGAUUUCUACAAUGAGACCUGAUAUUGAUAACAUCGAUGAAUAUGUACGUAACACAACGGCAAGAGCUUUUGCAGUUGUCGCAUCCGCCCUCGGAAUUCCUUCGCUUCUUCCGUUCUUAAAAGCUGUUUGUCGCAGCAAAAAAUCCUGGCAGGCACGACAUACUGGUAUUAAGAUCGUGCAACAAAUAGCUAUUUUGAUGGGGUGCGCCAUUUUACCACACCUGAAGAGUUUAGUGGAAAUUAUAGAACAUGGUUUGGUGGAUGAACAGCAGAAAGUAAGAACAAUUACAGCAUUAGCUAUCGCUGCACUUGCUGAAGCAGCAACACCAUAUGGCAUUGAAAGUUUUGACUCUGUAUUGAAACCACUAUGGAAAGGUAUCCGUACACAUAGAGGAAAAGGUUUAGCAGCUUUUCUAAAAGCUAUUGGUUAUCUCAUCCCUUUGAUGGACGCGGAAUAUGCGAAUUAUUAUACUAGGGAAGUAAUGUUAAUUCUUAUACGUGAAUUCCAGUCUCCUGAUGAAGAAAUGAAGAAAAUUGUGUUGAAGGUGGUCAAACAAUGCUGUGCAACAGACGGUGUAGAAGCUCAAUACAUAAAGGAUGAAAUCCUGCCUCACUUCUUUAAACAUUUUUGGAAUCAUCGUAUGGCAUUGGAUCGCAGAAAUUACAGACAGCUUGUGGACACGACAGUAGAAAUAGCCAAUAAAGUGGGCGCAUCAGAGAUUAUUAACAGAGUAGUGGACGAUUUAAAGGACGAAAAUGAGCAAUACAGAAAAAUGGUAAUGGAAACUAUCGAGAAAAUAAUGGGCAACUUAGGAGCAGCGGAUGUCGAUUCGCGUCUAGAGGAACAGCUCAUCGAUGGAAUUUUAUACGCUUUCCAAGAACAGACUACUGAGGAUGUUGUUAUGUUGAACGGUUUUGGAACGAUUGUGAACACAUUAGGCAAAAGGGUGAAGGCAUAUCUUCCCCAAAUAUGUGGCACAAUAUUGUGGCGAUUAAAUAACAAAUCUGCAAAAGUGCGACAGCAAGCUGCUGAUCUUAUUUCGCGCAUCGCAGUAGUUAUGAAGACGUGUCAAGAGGAAAAACUAAUGGGACAUUUGGGAGUCGUUUUGUAUGAAUAUUUAGGCGAAGAAUAUCCAGAGGUACUAGGUAGCAUUUUAGGAGCGUUAAAGGCUAUUGUUAAUGUCAUAGGUAUGACAAAGAUGACACCACCUAUUAAGGAUUUGUUACCAAGGCUCACACCCAUUCUGAAAAACAGACAUGAAAAGGUGCAAGAAAAUUGUAUUGAUCUCGUAGGCAGAAUCGCAGAUCGUGGACCAGAGUACGUCUCUGCUCGGGAAUGGAUGAGAAUAUGCUUUGAAUUGUUGGAAUUAUUAAAAGCGCAUAAAAAAGCAAUUAGAAGAGCUACAGUAAAUACUUUUGGCUAUAUUGCCAAAGCUAUUGGACCGCAUGAUGUUUUGGCGACACUUUUAAAUAAUCUGAAAGUUCAAGAGCGUCAGAAUCGUGUUUGUACCACAGUGGCUAUUGCUAUCGUUGCUGAGACUUGCAGCCCUUUCACAGUGUUACCCGCAUUGAUGAAUGAAUACCGAGUACCCGAAUUAAAUGUGCAAAAUGGAGUAUUGAAAUCUUUGUCGUUCCUAUUUGAAUAUAUCGGCGAGAUGGGCAAAGAUUAUAUUUACGCUGUCAGUCCAUUGCUAGAAGAUGCACUUAUGGACAGAGAUCUAGUACACAGACAAACCGCCUGCGCCGCUAUUAAACACAUGGCAUUAGGUGUCUACGGAUUCGGAUGCGAGGAUGCAUUAAUACAUUUAUUGAAUCAUGUAUGGCCAAACGUUUUCGAGACUUCACCACACUUAGUUCAAGCAUUUAUGGACGCUGUAGACGGAUUACGUGUCGCGCUUGGACCAAUUAAAAUUUUACAGUAUACAUUACAGGGUUUAUUCCAUCCAGCUCGUAAAGUUCGCGACGUCUAUUGGAAGAUAUACAAUUCUCUUUAUAUCGGUGGACAGGAUGCUCUCGUGGCUGGUUAUCCUCGCAUCAUGAAUGAUCCAAAGAAUCAAUACAUUAGAUAUGAAUUGGAUUAUAUAUUGUAAUAGAAAACUUGCAGCAAUAAGACACUUGUAAUAAGGUUCUUAUACCUCUUAAGUAUCCAUAUAAGAAUCAUCGUUAUAAAAAGAUGAAUUUAAGCAAA
Messenger RNA from Pogonomyrmex barbatus (red harvester ant), 4010 nucleotides. It is a transcript of the gene Sf3b1, whose product is annotated as splicing factor 3B subunit 1. Lineage: Eukaryota; Metazoa; Arthropoda; Insecta; Hymenoptera; Formicidae. The record is from RefSeq and is a predicted model, not a curated record. Gene Ontology annotation, molecular function: mRNA binding. Gene Ontology annotation, biological process: spliceosomal complex assembly.